UCAACUAGCACUGGAUCGCUAAAUUCUGCUGCAUAGAGGUUCUGACUGUACUACUGAACAGACUUCGGCUAAUUUCGUGUCAAAAAUUAUAAAAAGAUGAAUGACGCAACGUUCAAUAUCGAUGGUGGUUAUCUUGAAGGGCUUGUGAGAGGAUUUAAAGGCGGGAUCCUCAGACAACCAGACUACCUGAAUCUUGUACAGUGUGAAAUCUUGGAAGAUUUGAAGCUGCAUCUGCAGAGCACAGACUAUGGUAACUUCCUGCAGAAUGAGCCAUCCCCACUCUCAGUAUCAGUCAUCGAUGACAAGCUCAAGGAGAAGUUAGUAACAGAGUUCCAGCACAUGAGAAAUCAUGCAGUUGAACCCAUGUCAAAGUUCAUGGACUUUGUCACGUAUAGCUACAUGAUUGACAACAUCAUCCUGUUGAUCACAGGAACACUGCAUCAUCGUUCCAUCUCUGAACUCAUCCCUAAAUGCCAUCCACUGGGUAGCUUUGAGCAGAUGGAAGCAGUCAAUGUAGCCCAGACACCGGCUGAUCUCUACAAUGCCAUCAUUGUCGACACACCUCUUGCUCCUUUCUUCCAAGAUUGCAUCUCAGAGCAGGAUCUGGAUGAGAUGAAUAUAGAGAUCAUCCGUAAUACCCUCUACAAGGCCUACCUAGAGGCCUUCUAUAAGCUGUGCAAGGAUAUUGGAGGGGCCACAGCAGACUCCAUGUGUACCAUCCUUGGGUUUGAAGCUGAUCGCAGAGCAUUCAUCAUCACCAUCAACUCAUUCGGGACAGAACUGACCAGAGAGGACCGAUCUAAGCUGUACCCCCGAUGCGGUCAGCUCCACCCAGAUGGUCUGGCUGCCCUGUCUAAGUGCGAUGACUAUGAUCAGGUCAGAGCAGUGGCAGAAAGCUAUCCAGAGUACAAGAUGCUGUUUGAAGGUGCAGGAACUAACCCAGGUGACAAGACAUUAGAAGACAAGUUCUUUGAGCAUGAGGUCAGGCUAAACAUCAAUGCAUUCCUCCAGCAAUUCCACUUUGGCGUCUUCUACGCUUACGUCAAGCUAAAGGAGCAAGAGUGCAGAAACAUUGUCUGGAUCGCAGAGUGUGUAGCCCAGCGACAGCGAGGCAAGAUUGACAACUACAUUCCUAUCAUGUAAAAUCAGAGAUUUUUAAAUUAUAUCCACAUGUGCAGGGUGUUGGGCGAACCUACUAAGUCUUAAUAAAUCAUCCUUGAUUGGACAAUCACUUUAACCCUGUGGAAACUGAUGUUACGUUUUAUCAAAGGAAGACCCAUAUAGAUGUCAGUUUAAAGAAAAUCAUGUGGUAUUGCAUGGGUUAUGGUGGUAGAUGUUCAAAUAUUCCCAAGUGUUAGUUAGUUUAUAAGAUCCUUUUUCUGGUUAAUUUUCUGGUCUGAUCUGUCACCAUAUUGUCUGUUCAGAGCCAGAAUGGUAUUAAUGCUGUGUUAAAGUACCUGUAUAUGAAAAAACAGGAUACUGACAGGAAAAAUUUGGGGAAAGAGAAGCACAAGGAGAUAGUGCAUCAAAUACAUGGAUAAGUUCAUUGGGCUCACUGGUAAUAGAAGUUUUGUCACAUUACAAAGAACCAGAGCUAGAAGUAGAUAGAAAGCCUUGAUCGCCAAUACCUGGAAAAGACAAGGCACCUAGUAAGAAGGCAAUAUAUAUGAGUUCAUGCCUAUCUGGUUCCAAGCAGACAAUAUAUUCAGGCAAAUGUAUCACAAUGCAACUUUCAGAAAAUAAUCAUGCAUGGAUCCGAAAAAGAUCAGAUAAGGAAGAAGAGUAUAUUGUGUUGUUCAGCACCCUGCAUAUACAUGUAAUUUUGAAUAGAAUCCAUGUGUUUUUAUUUGAUGUCUUAUUAGUGGCAUUGAUGCCAUGUCAAGUUUAUUUUGUUCUUUGUGUAUUUUUUGGACAGUGGUAUUUCAAACAACGUACUCUAUAACAAAUGUUUUGUGUUAUUCAUUCCAUCCCCAAAGAAUAUGUAUGAAGAUCAAUAAUCAUGCCCUCUUAGUAAGAAGACGAAUAUUAUAGUGAGAAGAUUUGAUAGGAGUCUCUGUUACUGUGUCAGAAUUUCAGUUUUUGCAUCAAUUCAUCUUCCUGUGUUGAUCAUUCAUCAGCACUUCAAUGAGCUAUUCUAUAUACUGUACAUUAAUAGUUGAUCAGGUGAUUAGUGUUUCUAUUAUUGCUUCUAUAGCCCAUACAAUAAUCAGCUAGCGUACAACAGACUUUGAACUCCUUUUGUUUGUAAAGCAGAGAAAAUUUGCAUACGGUACUUAUUCAUACAUUAGUAAUUGUUAUUUGAUAUUACAAGUGUUAUGGCAUUAAUUACCAUGAUCAACUAAAAAGGUAUUAUAGUUUUUAACAUUAAUGAAAUAACAUUACUUUCAGUGUAUUAUGUCGCAGAAGACAGUGAAUAUGUCACAUUAUUGUUUCAAUCUUCAUUUUAUAACACACAUGUGCAAUUUUAUGUAAAAUGUAAUCCAAACAAAUUGUGUACAGUAAAUGCCAGUUCUUGGGAAGAACAGAUGAAACCAUGUAUGGUAUAUUAUGAGGUAUUUAGUGUAUUUCAGGUUAAUGUACGUCAAGGUUAUAGAUUUCAUUCAUAAAGUCGAGUCAUGCUAGUUUUUAGGGGCUCAUAUACAUGUAUAUGUUCCUUUCAUCUCUAUUUUAAUUUCUAUUUGAUAAAAAAUGCAAAUUUGUUCACUCUAUAACAUUUAACCAAACCAUAUGUAAGUACAGGGGAGGUAUCAACACUGCAUGUAUGUCAUUUUAUGAAUCAUCAAGUUUUUAAAGAGUGGUUAUUUAAAAUCAAAUCAGCAUUAUUUUUGGAUUUUGGACUUUCCUAAUUAUACAUGUAUGUAUCUAUCCUAAUCUAUUUUGUUUUAAUCUAAUUAAAAAAAUACAUAAGAUUUUUCAAUGUUAUCAUUUUAUGCCAUUGAGGUUAAAAGGUACAUGUAUUACUAAGUAAUGUUUGUCAUGAUGAACAUUUUAGUUUCAGCAUAUCAGGAGGCUGAUUGUAUAGUUAAAUUAGAAUGUUUUUUUUUUAUGAAUCAUAACUUUAAAAGAAAAGAAAGAAAAACAUAAAGAAAUCUAUCCCUUCUCUUAAUGGUACAAUUUAUGGAAACAAAUAUGACGUAAUUAUAACAGCUCUGUACAGUCAUUUCAGCCACAUUAAUGAUUAGAAUAUCAUUCUUCAACAGAAAUUGCUCACUUCUCUUUUGAUUUUCAUGGCUGCUUUGGUAAUGGCUACGUUGGCUACUCUAUCAAAUUGUUGGUGCUAGCAUUAUGGGUUACCUAUUCCAAUUCAACUUUGAACAUAUUUCAUAAAUUAAAUACUACACCACAUGGUAAAUACAAUCUUGUAAGUUGUAAUGAUCAAUUUGGUUAGGUUUCUCAUCAUUUCCUGUUGAUUAAACUCUGUUUGAUUUUAUUCCAUUAACACUAAUUCUGCAGCAUUUAUUGAGUGGCCAAUAUGCUGUUCACAUAAAAAUGCAAAAGUAGAAGUUCAGCAUGGAAUCUAGAUUAUAUAUGUGUUGUCAUAGGUUUUAGAGAAUGGUCAGUACUUGUCAAUUAAAAAUGUGGUUCUAUAGGAGGUGAAAAUUGACAUUGGUAUGGAUGUACAUGUACAUUGAAAAUGUUAUGUCAGAUAUGUUAGCUAUUGUUAUCAGAAUUAUAUUAUAUAUCAAUAAAUAAAUAAAUAUAUCAUGUAAUGGAAA
This is a messenger RNA of Strongylocentrotus purpuratus (purple sea urchin), 3716 nucleotides long. It is a transcript of the gene atp6v0d1, whose product is annotated as V-type proton ATPase subunit d 1. Gene Ontology annotation, molecular function: proton-transporting ATPase activity, rotational mechanism. Lineage: Eukaryota; Metazoa; Echinodermata; Echinoidea; Camarodonta; Strongylocentrotidae. Gene Ontology annotation, biological process: vacuolar acidification; proton transmembrane transport; vacuolar transport. The transcript has 7 exons. The record is from RefSeq and is a predicted model, not a curated record. Gene Ontology annotation, cellular component: lysosomal membrane; vacuolar proton-transporting V-type ATPase complex; early endosome. The coding region runs from base 97 to 1143 and encodes 348 amino acids.